This is a messenger RNA of Colletes gigas, 773 nucleotides long. It is a transcript of the gene RpS5a, whose product is annotated as 40S ribosomal protein S5. Bases 80 to 727 code for a protein of 215 amino acids. Gene Ontology annotation, cellular component: ribosome; cytosolic small ribosomal subunit. Lineage: Eukaryota; Metazoa; Arthropoda; Insecta; Hymenoptera; Colletidae. Gene Ontology annotation, biological process: translation; ribosomal small subunit assembly. The record is from RefSeq and is a predicted model, not a curated record. The transcript has 3 exons. Gene Ontology annotation, molecular function: structural constituent of ribosome; mRNA binding; rRNA binding.
CAAUCACAGGCCAAAGCGCCUCUAGUGUCAUGGCCUUUUCCUGUUCACGCUCAAUCUAACGAAGACGUGAACAUAAACCAUGGCCGACAUGGAAACGUUCGAUGAUGUGGUACCCACCACGGCGACUUUACCAGUGACACUUUCUGCAGAAUUGCCAGAAAUUAAGUUGUUCGGUCGUUGGAAUUGCGACGAUGUGCAAGUCAACGAUAUGUCGCUACAAGAUUAUAUCGCAGUCAAAGAGAAGAACGCAAAGUAUCUUCCACAUUCAGCUGGGCGUUACGCGGCAAAACGAUUUCGAAAAGCUCAGUGUCCUAUAGUGGAACGUCUCACAAAUUCUUUGAUGAUGCACGGUAGGAACAAUGGCAAAAAGCUAAUGGCUGUGCGUAUCGUAAAACAUGCCUUUGAAAUAAUUCACCUCCUGACGGGUGAAAAUCCUUUGCAGAUUCUCGUGACUGCUAUUAUCAACUCAGGGCCUAGGGAAGAUUCCACGCGUAUCGGUCGAGCUGGUACGGUCAGAAGGCAGGCGGUGGACGUAUCUCCGUUGCGACGCGUGAAUCAAGCGAUCUGGUUAUUGUGUACCGGUGCUAGGGAAGCCGCAUUCCGUAAUAUUAAAACAAUCGCGGAAUGCUUAGCCGAUGAACUCAUUAAUGCUGCCAAAGGCUCGUCCAAUUCAUACGCGAUCAAAAAGAAGGAUGAACUCGAGCGUGUUGCUAAAUCUAAUCGAUAAACACCUCUACUUGUGAAAACGUACAAAUAAAUGUUUUAUCUUUAAA